GGUUUCGGUAUCACUGUGUCAGUAGGCUGUCAUGUUUACAGUUUUCGGUUCGCGAUCUCGCGGUCAUUGAUAAAGAAAAAUAAUACACAACUGACAGCGCGUUACGAGUUCACGAUCGUCGUCGUCGAUAGUCGAGACGUCGAUCAACGUUAUAUAUUAUUUGAAUUUGAAUAUUAAGUAAUUUCAACUUUUUUUAAUCUCGGAUAAGUUAACACACGAUCUGUAAGAAGUACACAGAUGACAGCUGUGGUUAGGUUUAUCGUUUUUGACACAGCUCGAUGAGAACGAAGGACAUCUUCUGGAUUGCGAUGAGUAGGACAACGUAAGAUCUAUCGUACCGGCAACACCGAUCGAGAGACUGAACACGGAAUAAAAUGUCGUACGAACAGACUGCUUGUGACGAUCUUAAAGCUUUUGAGCGGCGACUAACCGAGGUGAUUGCUUCUAUCAAACCAAUAACUAAUCGAUGGCGAACAAUUUUAGCUAUUUCAACAUUAAGUGCUUCAAUAGGUGCUUAUUAUUGGUUGACAGAUCCACAAACUGCUAAAGUAUCAUUUGUCCAAUCACUGUACAAUCAUUUAUUGUUCACCGUUUCAUCUAUGAUACUUAUGAUAUUACUCAUAACUGGUGUACAUAAAAAAGUGAUAGCAACAUCGAUAAUAACAUCACGUGCAAGGCAAGUGCUAGCUGAUUUUAAUAUGUCUUGUGAUGAUUCUGGAAAACUAAUACUAAGACCUAGGCCACAACAGAAUACGUAAUGAUAAAUUCACAAUAACAGGAUGUACUUUUUUUUUCAUUGUUAAGAGUUAUGUAACAAUUGUUCAUGAAUGACACCCUAUUAUAAUGAGUUAGAUCUAUAAUUUUGAAUUGUAAUGUAUCUAAUGUGUUUAUGUACAUAAUAUAAUUAAUAAUUAUUAAUGAAUUAUUAUUAUAUAGAUAUUUCUUAUAUGAAUUAAAAAAAAUUGUUUUACUUAUCUGAAAUAGAAAAAGAGUUUAAAAUAUUCUUAUCAGUCACCAACAUCUAUUUAGUAAGUUUCUUCAUGAAUUACUUAAUAUUUAACUACUUUUCUAUUUAUCUUAUGAGCAUUGUUGGAAAAUAUAUAUAGAGUAUAUUGUUCCAUUUACCUUACCAUACAUAUAACUAAUUCUGAAGCGUUAACUGUCUCAGUGUUUUUGACUCUUAUUUUAAUAUUAGAUAAAAUUCAGUUUAUUUAAAAUCAUUAUUCAGACUAUGUAUUGUUUACAUUAACUAAAUAAUUAAAUUUACAGUAAAUUAAAUUUAUUCUGUUUGUAAAUUUAUGUUUAAGUGUAAAGUUGGGGAAUUAU
Rhopalosiphum maidis (corn leaf aphid) is the source of this 1326-nucleotide messenger RNA. It is a transcript of the gene Cnep1r2, whose product is annotated as nuclear envelope phosphatase-regulatory subunit 1 homolog. The transcript has 4 exons. The coding region runs from base 375 to 758 and encodes 127 amino acids. Gene Ontology annotation, cellular component: cytoplasm; Nem1-Spo7 phosphatase complex. The record is from RefSeq and is a predicted model, not a curated record. Lineage: Eukaryota; Metazoa; Arthropoda; Insecta; Hemiptera; Aphididae.